CUUGCGCAUAUUUGUCCUAUAUUGUAGAUUUAAUAUACACCGCGGCAAGUGGAGAGUGUAUUAUAAUGCUGCCCAUGUGUAUGUUUGCUGUAUAAUGCAUACAAACGUAGCAAAUACAACAUAUUUCAUUUAUUAAACGGCUGGCAGCUCCGUCAGUAUAACAGCGAAUUAUUAAUAGCUAAAGCUGCAAGCUGAUACACUUAAUCUGUAGCAGAGAGUUUAAUACACACUGAGCAUAAUACAUCAGACUACAGCCAACAUCAGUGUAGAAAACAGCUGUAUAAUUGUAUUAAAUUGAAUAUUUAGUGUGCCGGCAGCGCGAAGGACAGUCAGUUGGUGUGUAGACGCCGAGGGGAACGUACGUCGCCGCUCCUCCGCCUGCAGCUGUACUAUCGUAUCCGGACUCUCAGUGUUCCGGUAUCCGGCCCUCACCGCUCCGGAUAAGAGUGCCAUGGUAGCUGUGCUGAGUGCCGGCCCUCUCCUGGCACGGUGCCUGCCCUCCUCCCGAGCCCUCGCAAGGCGCUGGAUCAGUAGAAAUGUACGAGGCCGGAUUCUGGGAAUCCGUCGUGAGGACCAAAGCGUUUGGGAGAGACGCGCCCCACUUGGUCCCUCUCAGGUUAGACAGCUAGUAAAAAAUGGGGUCAAGGUCAUCGUGCAGCCAUCAAACCGUCGUGCAUACCCCAUGCAGGCGUACCAGAAUGUGGGAGCCAAGGUACAGGAAGACCUGUCGGAGGCGCCGGUGAUCAUUGGUGUGAAACAAGUCCCCAUCGACCAACUAAUCCCUAAUAGAACCUACUGCUUCUUCUCUCACACAAUAAAAGCCCAAGAGGCCAAUAUGCCACUUCUCGACGCCAUUUUAGAGAAGAACAUCCGCCUGAUUGACUAUGAGCGAAUGUGUGACCGACAAGGGCAGCGUGUGGUGGCCUUUGGCAAGUACGCCGGGGUGGCGGGAAUGAUCAACGUUCUCAAUGGUCUCGGGCUUCGACUUCUGGCUCUUGGUCACCAUACACCUUUCAUGCAUAUUGGACCGGCUCACAAUUACCGUAACACAGAGAUGGCUAGACAAUCAAUUCGUGACACUGGUUACGAAAUCUCACUUGGCAUGAUGCCUAACUCCAUCGGUCCUCUGACGUUUAUCUUCACAGGCACUGGCAACGUGUCUCAGGGGGCCCAGGAGAUAGUCCAAGAACUACCCCACGAGUACGUCUCCGUCAAGGCUCUUAAGAAAGUAGCCGAGCACGGGUCUACCAGCAAAAUAUACUGCUGUGAGGUGAGUCGCCGGGACCACCUUGUUAAAAAAGAUGGCGGCAAAUAUGAUGCUGUGGAGUACGAGGAACAUCCAGAGAGAUACAUCUCCGUCUUUGCCCAUAAGGUGGCCCCAUAUGCAUCUGUUAUCAUCAAUGGGAUCUACUGGGCGCUCAACUCCCCGAAGCUGCUGACCAUCCCUGACGCCAAGUAUCUUCUCCAGCCAGUAUACACCCCCUGGCUCCCCACCUCUCGAGGGUCUCCAUCUCUGCCUCACCGAAUGCUGGCCAUCUGUGACAUCUCGGCAGAUCCGGGCGGCUCCAUAGAAUUUAUGACAGAGUGCACAACUAUUGACACUCCCUUCUGUCUCUACGAUGCUGACCAGAAUAAAGAUACUAAGAGUUUCAAGGGUCCAGGCGUGCUGGUGUGCAGCAUUGACAACAUGCCCACACAGCUCCCACGAGAGGCCACGGACUCCUUUGGCUCCCUGCUGCUUCCCCACAUGUACGACAUCUUGCAGUCAGAUGCCUCCAAGCCAUUUGAGGAGCAAUCAUUCACUCAUGAGGUUCAUGGGGCCGUCAUAACUAGUGGUGGUCGCUUGACUGAAAACUUUGAAUACAUUGCAGAUCUCCGUGCCCAAAGCAGAAGAGCGACGAGCAAGUCUGCUGUUGACAUGGCCAGCAAGGAGCACAAGGUGUUGGUGCUUGGUGCCGGGUAUGUGUCUGCUCCGCUGGUUGAGUACCUCUCACGCAACUCCAACACUGGCAUCAUCGUGGCUUCAGAUCUACAGGACGAAGCAGAUGCUCUUGCGUCUAAACACCCGAACGUUGAGUCAGUACUGCUGGAUGUUGUGGAGCGUCCGGACCUCCUGGAAGACCUGGUGAGAGGUGCAGAUGUUGUGGUGUCACUGCUUCCAUAUAUGCUCCAUCAUGUGAUUGCCAAGCACUGCAUCCAACAAAAGACGAACUUGGUGACUGCUUCGUACUGCACUGCAGAAAUGCAAGAACUUCACCAGGCUGCAGCUGAUGCGGGCGUCACCAUGGUUAAUGAGGUUGGGCUCGAUCCCGGCAUUGACCAUCUCUUUGCUAUGGAAUGCUUUGAGGAGGUUCAACGAGGGGGUGGUAAGAUCGACUCGUUUGUGUCAUACUGCGGAGGACUCCCAGCUCCGGAGUUCUCCGACAACCCAUUACGCUAUAAGUUCUCGUGGAGUCCUCGAGGCGUUCUAAUAAACACACUUUCUGGUGCCAAGUAUAUUGAAGAGGGACAGGUUGUUGAAAUUCCCCCUGGCGGCACACUUUUGGAUUCCACCAAAGAUUUCACAUUCCUUCCUGGCUUGGCACUCGAGGGCUUCCCUAACCGUGACUCGACCGUUUAUAGAAGCCUUUAUGGUAUCCCCGAGGCAAAGACGGUUCUAAGAGGCACCCUACGCUUCAGGGGCUUCUCUGAAGUGGUCAAGGGCUUGCAGAGGAUUGGUCUGAUUGAUCCUGAGCCUCACCCCAUGUUGCAUCGUGGAGGCCCCGACAUCACUUGGAGACAACUGCUGUGUAGUCUACUCGGCCAAAUGGACUCCAAUAUCUUCUAUGAUAACCUGAAGACGCUGGUGUUAGAGCGGGUGGACAACGAGAACCAGCUUAACAGCAUUGAAGCGCUGGGACUACUGAAGGACGACCAGGUGCACAAGGCUGGCACGCCCCUCGACACACUCUCCCACUACCUCUCCAAGAGGCUCGAGCUUGGACCUGGCGAGCGUGAUUUAAUCGUUCUUCGUCAUGAGAUUGGUAUCACUUGGCCAGAUGGCAGGAAAGAGUUAAAGGGCAUCAACUUGGUGACGUAUGGCGAUCCCAAUGGUUACUCGGCCAUGGCAAAGACUGUGGGCUAUCCAACCGCCAUUGCCACCAAGAUGGUCUUGGAUGGAGAGAUCCAGGGUAAUGGCAUGGUUCUUCCAUUUACGCGUGACAUCUACAAGCCUCUCAUCACCAGAUUGCAGAACGAAGGCAUAACUGCUACAGAAAAAUCAACUUGGUUUUAAACAUUAAUAAAUUAGAUAUAUGUAGUUAACAUCUUUUUAUACUGUGUGAUAAUUCUUGUAAUAUGGGUAAUGAAACAUUUGUUACGUAUA
This is a messenger RNA of Procambarus clarkii (red swamp crayfish), 3364 nucleotides long. Lineage: Eukaryota; Metazoa; Arthropoda; Malacostraca; Decapoda; Cambaridae. The record is from RefSeq and is a predicted model, not a curated record.